CCCGAACUGAACAACGUGAAUGCUCCGAACCGGCCUGCGAUGUGUCCGAGGCCUCCACUCGAGAUCUUAUCGAACUCCAUCGCUGGUUGCCACCAGCUACAAGCCAUUCAGACCAUUCGCGUUUCUUAGGACCAUGGCCACUUCUGCCUCAGAGCGAUACCUCGCGGACCACGAGCCACCCUAUUGCGGCCUCGAUGUCGCAACAUCCUUUGCUCAGCUCACUUCCAAGGAGAAGAAGUAUGCCCAUUACAUUGGACAGGCUUCGUGGGCCGGCGCACGCAUCAUCCAAGGCCAAUGGACCCCGCACGCCGCGAGGCUCUAUGACCUUCUCAUCUUGACGUUCAGCGAGAACGGCAAGCUCGCCAACAUUGACAAUCUCAAGGCUGCUUCCGGACUCAGCUCAGAAGAGUUCAAUGGCGUCUUGCAGUACAGUUCCCAGGUCCUGCACAACCUCGUCAACUACAAGAGCUUUGGCUUCACCAAGAUUGUCCCUCGCGUCCCCGAGGCUACGUUCGCCGCAGUCGUUGAAAAAUCUGCCAACGCUAGGAAUGCUGUACCUCUUUUCAAUGAGCUGAAAGAACACAUUUACUCCCUUUCUCCGGAGUCGUCACUGUUUAUUGGCAAGCGAAGCGAAGGUCACGUAUCCAACUACUACCUUGGCGAAGUCAUCACCGACGAGGAGGUCAACGACGUGCAGGCCGCGGCCGAGAAGCUCGGUGUCGAUGUAUUGAACACCCGCGUUCGCAAAAACGGAGCAGGUGACUAUACGCUUCUUGUUGCGUCGGCGAAUGCCCCUGCACCGAAGCAGCACGAUAUUACUGUAAAGUCUGGUACUGCGAAGCUCACGGUCGAGUACGGCGACUUCUCGGAAGCCUUGAAGAAAGCUUCUGUUGCGCUGACGGAGGCCAAGAAGUAUGCGGCAAAUGACAACCAGGUGGCAAUGUUGGAUGGAUACAUCGAGUCGCUUGACACUGGCUCUAUCGAAGCUCACAAGCGAGGAUCAAAACAUUGGGUCAAGGAUAUUGGUCCAGUCGUUGAAAGCUACCUUGGGUUCAUUGAAACCUACGUCGACCCAUAUGGCGGACGCGCCGAGUGGGAAGGCUUCACGGCCAUCGUCAACAAGCAGCUCAGUGCGAAAUACGAUGUCCUCGUGAAUGGUGCUCCGGAUUUGAUCAAGGCGCUGCCUUGGGGCAAGGACUAUGAGGUUGACGUCUUCCGAAAGCCUGACUUUACUGCUUUGGAGAUUGUUUCGUUUGCAACGGGCGGUAUCCCUGCUGGUAUCAACAUUCCUAAUUACUAUGAUAUCCGAGAAUCGACUGGGUUCAAGAAUGUUUCUCUUGCUAACAUCCUUGCUGCCAAAGCUCCGAAUGAAGAGGUGACGUUCAUCCACCCCGACGACCUUGACCUUUACAAUGCCUGGGAUUCCCGAGCGUUUGAGGUUCAAGUCGCCAACCAUGAGCUGCUCGGUCAUGGAUCCGGAAAGUUAUUCCAGGAAAAUACUGAUGGCUCGCGGAACUUCGAUCCUGAGAAGAUUAUCAACCCCCUCACAGGAAAAGCGAUAACGUCCUGGUACAAGCCUGGACAAACGCCUGAUUCUGUUCUGGGUGAGGUCUCGUCCUCGAUGGAGGAGUGCCGUGCAGAGACGGUCGCCUUGUUCCUCGUUGGAAACACUACUAUUCUGAACAUCUUUGGUUAUAAGGAUCCCAAAGAAAUCGAAGAUAUCCAAUAUAUCACUUUCUUGCUCAUGGCGCGUGCCGGAUUGCGGGCUCUGGAAUACUAUGACCCUGUCACCAAAAAGCACGGACAAGCUCACAUGCAAGCUCGCCUUGGUAUAACACAACACCUCAUCAAAGAGGGCAUUGCUUACUUGGAGGAGAUUCGUGAUGCUGAUGGUAAACUGCAAAACCUCUACAUUCGGGUCGAUCGCCAAAAAGUGCUGUCGGAAGGACAUAAGGCUGCCGCAAAACUCUUGAUCGACCUGCAAGUACGCAAGAGCACGGCUGACGGUCCUGGUGCUCGCGAAUUCUACCGCACAUUGACCACUCCGGUUGCGGGGUGGGAGAGUGACAUCCGGGAGGUUGUGCUCAAGAAGAAGCUGCCUCGCAAGGUCUUCGUGCAACCCAACACGUUCGUCGUCAACGACGAGGUGGUGUUCAAGGACUAUCCUUUGACGGCAGCCGGUCUCAUCGAGAGCUGCAUUGAACGUCAGAUAUGACUUGGACCAUUAGACAAAGAUCUGUAUUGUAUUUCCUCGACGAGUAGCCGGCUCUAGCGUACU
Messenger RNA from Coniophora puteana RWD-64-598 SS2, 2278 nucleotides. RefSeq names its product aflatoxin-detoxifizyme. The record is from RefSeq and is a predicted model, not a curated record. Gene Ontology annotation, biological process: proteolysis. Gene Ontology annotation, cellular component: cytoplasm. The coding region runs from base 134 to 2215 and encodes 693 amino acids. Lineage: Eukaryota; Fungi; Basidiomycota; Agaricomycetes; Boletales; Coniophoraceae. Gene Ontology annotation, molecular function: metalloexopeptidase activity; dipeptidyl-peptidase activity. The transcript has 20 exons.